AUGACUCUGGAUCUGCUAUUGAACAACGGAUACACCAUGGAUGACAUCCUGGUGUUCCGCAUCAACUACACUCGUCUCGCCUCGCUGCCCGAGGACGCUUGGCUAGAUGCCGUCACAGAGCUGAACGAGGUGCGCAACCACAUGAUAGAGCACGGCAUAGCGCACGGGGCGCGGUGGGUGCUGCCGCUGGACGGCAACCAUUUCUUCACGGCGGAGAUGUGGGGGUUCAUCCUCGCCGCUGCUUCCCGCCACGAGGCCGCCGGGAAGAAGAACCUCAAGAUCCCAGUGGCCAAGGUGGACGGCCCGCAGUCGCCCCUCUGGCUCAACGGCAGCACGCGCUACAGGGAUCUGCAGCCCCACGCGCCGCUGCAGUGGGAGGGGCACCUCGGCUUCAGAAACGACUCCCCCCACCGCUUCCACCCAGGUGUGUGUGCUGUGCUUUCCUGCUUCCACCCAGGUGUGUGUGCUGUGCUUUCCUGCUUCCACCCAGGUGUGUGUGCUGUGCUUUCCUGCUUCCACCCAGGUCUGGGGUACGGCCGACGGUGCAAGCUAGAAGCUAUGGAUCGAAUCUGCGGCACAGGGCUCUACUACGAAUGGCACGAGGCAUUCCGGGCACUGGGUCUACUGGAGCUCUACCACCCAGACUUCACCCCUCUCCAAGCAAACACGGGGGAGUGCGGGUGCAUGUGGGAGGUUGGGAGGGAGUAUCGAACCCGGCCGAUGAAGGAGUCUUUAGCGCGGGCGUGUGGGAUGAGCGUGCGGCUGUGGUAUUUUCCGUGCGACGGGAGGGGGGAGCAUGGCGGAGCUGUGACUAAGAACGAGUCGUAUGCGUUCACGCUGAGGUACACUGCACGGUCGAUACUGCGCGGGAAGAUACAGGCUGUGAUUGAGGCGACGAGGAAGGCGGGGAGAGGGAGAUGA
Closterium sp. Naga37s-1 is the source of this 921-nucleotide messenger RNA. NCBI's taxonomy places the organism in Eukaryota, Viridiplantae, Streptophyta, Zygnematophyceae, Desmidiales, Closteriaceae. The record is from the annotation of a GenBank genome assembly.